GCCAAUCACAUAGAACAUAAAUUAUUUUCAAAUAACAACAGAAUUACCUUAUAAUGCUUUACACCAUAUUGUUCUUGGAAGGCCUAUCAACAAAGUAGGAAGUAACCCGCAGACCAUCUAUAAUAUCUUAAUUUCACAUUGGAAGAAAAGUACAGUAUGAUAUUUGAUUCUGCGUAAAAUAUAAAUGUAAAAAUCAACCACUACUAACAAUUUAAACUUGAGAGUUUAUAGUCUUGCCUUAAAGGAUUGUUAGUGGUGGUCUGCAGCUUGCUACUUAAAGAAUGCCAAUUGUCAUGCAAUAACCGGUGAUUAUUCAUUAUAAAAUACCACUCAGUUCUUCUAGUUUUGCACCAUCACCAAGAGCCCAUGUCUACCAAAACAUUCUUGCUAGCCUUGCUGCUCCUUGGAGUGGUGAUCUUCACCACACCAUCCUCUGCUGAACCUCCUAAUCAUAAGACACCUUCUGCAGAUGAGGAAUCAACCUUAUAUCAUGGGCCCCGAAGGUACAAGCGACCACUGAAUUACAAACCACUUUCUGCUGAUCAAGAGUAUGCAAAGCCAUCACCCUUCCCGCCACCACACAACCUGCCUUCUGCAGAAGACAAAGCAACCUUUCAUGGCAAGCCCCCAAAAUACGAAGAACCACCGAAUUACAAACCGCUUUCUAUUAAAAAGGACUCUGUAACCCUUGAUGAUCAAAAGCCAACAUGCCACCCGCCAGCACUAACACACAAACCACUUUCCACGGAGGAGUAUGCAACCGUUCCAAAACAUAAGCCGCUACCAAAGAGAGGGCACAUGCCAUUUGCUGCUGACGAGGACACAGGAACUGUUGAUGUGACGUGUCAUAAGCCACCAUCAGCCAACUAAGCGGACUUGACUACUACUUAGUUGGUUGAAUAACCUAAGAAUGUAUAGAUAUGAGAAAUAAGACGAGCAGUUUGUACAUGUGUUGUUGUUUCAGUUGGUCCUAUUUACUAUAUAGUGUGGGACUGUAUUAAAUUAAUGUCUCUAUA
Messenger RNA from Rubroshorea leprosula, 1016 nucleotides. The record is from the annotation of a GenBank genome assembly. NCBI's taxonomy places the organism in Eukaryota, Viridiplantae, Streptophyta, Magnoliopsida, Malvales, Dipterocarpaceae.